CCCCUCCCCCUUGGCCGCCAUUUUGUGGGACGUUGUUGUGUGAGCGAGCGAGUGAGGGACGGGGAGAAAAUUUCCGGGUUUGUGGAUGAGGGAAAAGUUGGCAGCGUCUUCGGCAAUCGAGGAGUUUGGAGAGGAGACGGGCACCGGGUAGUGGCAGGCACCGAUCGGGAAGCGACUUGAAUCCCACCUCCCCGCGCACACUGUUCCCUCUCUCCCUCCUACAACAAUAUCCUUCACAAGCCCGAACCAACACCGGGGUAUGUGACCGGCUGAGGGGAACAGAAAGCCUACAGGGCUGAUUGCAAUGACCAUACGUGUCAGUACACUCCAACCAAGGUGAACUGUCUCAGACUGGGAAUCACUACUAGAAUUUGCAAGUUUGUGCAUAGCCUUUCUACCUGCCAGCACGUUAAAGAAGUAUUAGUUUCAUGACAGAGCGGUUUUUCUUCACUCCAUUUACAGAUUGAGGAAGCUGAGUAAAGGUAUAUGAAUGACCCAUAACACUGUGUGAAAUACAACGGAGAUUGAACCAGCAGGCAGUGGGAAAAUAUGCCAAUACCUCCACCGCCCCCACCCCCACCUGCUGCACCCCCUCCACCAACCUUUAAUCAGGCAAAUACAGUUACACCUAAAUUGACCAGAGAUGAACAACAUAAUCGAGAUGCACUCUUAAGUGAUAUCACAAAGGGAGCCAAACUUCGAAAAGUGACCAAUGUAAAUGAUAGAAGUGCCCCAAUUCUUGAAACUUCUAAAGGAGGAGGUGGUGGUGGAGGAUUUGGUGCAGGACCUGUUUCUGGAGGACCAGUCCCAUCAAUCGGUGGCUUGUUUCAGGGAGGUGUUCCUAAGCUUCGUCCAGUAGGGCACAGAGACAGUUCAGAUCCUGCACCCAGUAGAACGGCACUAAAUCCACCUGGCUCAAGAUCUGCUGCUCCACGACCGCCACCUAGUAGUAACCGCUACAGCGAUGAUUCUGAUGCACAGAGUAAAACCUCUCCUCCAGACCUUCCAAGAGUUCAUCGACCUUCAUUGCCUGAUCUUUCCAGCACAUCCCGCUCUGGUAGUGCCAGCGGUGUGAGGCACAGUGCAUCAGCACCACCGCCACCACCUCCAAUUGGAAGACGUUCAAAUCCACCUCCACCACCUGUGCAUAGCAGCAAAGCUCAUUCCAGUGGACCAUACAACAGAGAAAAACCUUUACCUCCUACUCCAGGACAAAGGACUCCUGGUAAUAGAGAUGGACCUCCUGCCCCUCCUUCUGUCAAGCCUCCCCCAUCACCAAUAAAUCCUAGGCUUGGUAACAUUCAGAGCCAACCUCUACCACCCCCUCCCCCACCCUACAGGCAACCUCCCCAUGUACAUAAUGGCCCUUCUAGUCCUGGAAAUGAGGCUGCCCCAGAAUUGCCGCAGAGGCACAACUCGUUAUCGCGUAAGUCAGCGGGACCAAUGCGAGGAAUUGCUCCUCCCCCUCCAUCUCCUUCACCCUCCCAAAAUCGCCCACCACCACCUGCAAGAGAACCACCAAACCGAGGUACAGCUCCCCCACCACCUCCCCUUGGAAUGCGGAAUGGAGCUCGAGAGGUCCCUCCCCCACCACCGCCAUACAGGACACCUUCAGAUCCUCCAAAUCGAGGGAAACCCCCACCACCACCUCCAAUGCGAACACCUGCACCCCCUCCUCCACCUCCACCUAUAAGAAAUGGACAUAGGGAUCCUGUUGGACCAUCUUCCAAAUCAUAUAUAGAUGACUUUGAAUCAAAAUAUUCAUUUCAUCCCAUUGAAGACUUCCCAGCGCCGGAGGAAUAUCGACAUUUCCAAAAAACGUACCCGAGUAAGCUGAAUAGAGUUGUUCGAGGGGCACCACCUCUACCACCUGUAGCAAGGUGAUCUGUGACUGUGUGGGUUUGGCUAUUCCCCACCUUCCCUGUUGUGGAAGACUGAUGCUUUCCCUCCCUUCCUUUUCCUGGUGUACAGCUCAAGAUCCUUAACCACUUCACUACGUUGAGGCAAAACCUCUUCAGAUCUGCUUAGAGCAUGCAUCCUAAUCUGCAAUUCCUGUGAUUCAGAUUGCACAAUCUUUGACCUUCACAUCUUUCAGCUCCAGGAAUUAUCACUGCAAUUGGGCUGAACUAAUGGAAAGUUGAUGGGAUUGUCAUGAUAUUUUUUUAAGUUGAGGGCUUGUAAGGUGUUUACAGCCACCAGAGAUCCAAGAAUGCAUGCCCAGAUUUCACUACAAAUGAAUUGGAACACAUGGAAUAAUGUGUGUCUUGUUUCAGUCUAUACAACGUGGUUAAAAUAAAUCUUUCUAAAUGGAUUUUGAUUUGAAAUAUCCUUGGACCUCUGGUAGAUUGGUAGAGUUAUGGAACACUAUUGGGUAUACAUGGACUGGUUGGUAAGACUAAAAUUCCCACUACAUUUAUUUUUUUGAAUUGUUAUUCCUAUAUCUAGCUGGUCCUUGCCUUAUACAUUGUCAUGUUGUCGGUACCAGGUUUAUUAUAAUGUAUUUACUCAAGUACAGGAGAUAUAGUAAUCAUUGUUAUAAUUCUUUAUUUGUAAUUGUACAGAGCUUGUAAAUUAGGUAAUGGUGGGCUUGAUGGACGACACUACUUUCUCAGAUAAAGGACUGAGUUUCUUGUUUUGAUUGCUUAUUUCUAUCUACAGCAGAGGUUUCAUCAUUUAUUUAAUCUGGAGCAGCAGAGCUCAUGUUGAGGGAUGCUGACUGUAUGUGUCAUUGACCAGGCACAAAUAAAGUCUCUUCUUGGCACGCAUUGGGUAUGAGAAAUGGCCAAUUUGGCAUUCACCAAGUUGGGGUGAUAUCUCCUGGUACGUGCUAGGUACGAGCGAUGUGAAAUGCACUGUGCAUUUUUUUUUUAAAGCUGUAACUUCAGGCCAAAGCACUUUGAAUUUGGUGUUUUUUUUGUGUGUUUGUCUGUAAUGUGGUACUUUCAUACAAUUCUUGGGAGCCCUGUACACUGUUCAGCAGACAUCAUGUGCGGUGCUACAGUACCAGCGAGUCUAAAUCUCUCUUUAUAGGAACAACCGCAAUUUCGUCCAUAGGUAAACAUUCUUCCCUGUCUCUCCCUCUCUCUCUCUCUCUGUCUCUGCAUUGUUGGGAAGUGCGGUUUGCGUUAAGAUCCUGAACUGAUGCUGAGCAAUCUAUGGAACUGUUGGCAGCCUUCCAUAGAGGUAUUUUUGACAGAAUUAUAGUAAAUCUAUAAAGGGAGGGGAACAAAAUAUCUACCAAUAAAUCAAUUCAUGAACAAUUAAUAGAUUAUUCUGUUGUUGGCUUUUUAAUAUUUUAUUAAAAGAUCAGUUUUAUUUUUGAGCCAAUCAUAAUGGGUACGGCCCAAUAUUUUAUUCUCACUUGAUCAUCGUUUAGAUCCUGCAGAACACUGAUGUGAUUGCUGUAAUAAGACAGAAUUCUUAGGUGGGCUGUGCUUAGUUGUGUGCCUGACCUUCAUACAAGGCUGCUAGUUUACCAUUUCCUUGAGUAAAAAGUGGGUGGUAGUCCUUGGAAUUUUGGUGGAAAUCCUGAAAUCUCGCCAUGGAAUUUGAUUCAUUCAAUCACUGUGAAGCAGGAGGACUUGUUUGUUAAAGCGGUUAGUUAGCAUAGCAUGAAAGGUAUCUUUACAUAUAUUUUUAAUGUGUUAACUUCCAUGUGAAUGUUGUUUAAACCACCUACCUUAACAAGAGAAAGCACUCUGCGUUGGUUCAUUUGAUUGGUAUGGGGAAGAGCAUUCUCACGAGUGCUACUAUAGGUGUCAGUGGUUCACACUGUUUCUAAUGAAUAAAUACACCUAGCAAUGCAGUUACUGAGAGUGACAUUUGAGUGUACCUGUUAAAGGUGCAAUAAAAACAAGAAUCUGGCUGCCAUACUUUUGAAAACUAGAAAUAUACCCAUGGAACAUAGAAAAGCCCUCUGCUACAUGAUCGCCUGAGUGGCAUCAGCUAUCCUUAUCAACUGUGUGCUGAUCCACAUCUUGCUUCUGAAAAACACCUGGAUGUAUGACAUUUUCAAUUUUGCAUUUGUGAAACAUCAUUGACAGGUUCUGUAAAAUUAACACUAAAAUGUCUUUCACCAUGCACGGAGCAAUUUUAUAAGAUUUUGACUCGCUGGUUUGUAAAGUAAAAAAUGUACUUGCAAAUAUACUCAAGCUUAUCCUACACUUCAUAAGCGUGAUAAUGGGAUGGUUUACUAUACUGUACACAAGUGCAUGCAAUUCAAAUACUGCAGAACUAGCCCACCAUGCUUUGUCCAGGUAUCAAUGGACCCAGUGUGUUUGCAUUUGCUUCUGGCUGCGGUUUCAAUAGUGUAGUCAGUGAACAUGAAGAACUUUGUAUGAUAAUCAUUUGAACCAAUAACUCUAGUGACCAUUCCACAGAAUAAUCUGAUCCAGUACUGGUGACGUCUUUGUUUCUCGUUGAAAAUCUGGAACUUGUAUCCUCAAUCAUCCAGCACACACCAAGAAAGGAAAAAGCAAACAAUGAACUGGGCAAACAGCAGACUGACAGCUAAUGAGAGCAGGAUUUGUGGGUUUUAAAAUAAAUUUGAUUUCCAGCAUUUACUGCAAGUAUCGUAGAGGUUUAGCAGUGGUCUUCAAUACAGGACUGAAAUCUGGGAUUUGUAAUACAGGUUUGAAAUGUGCAAUUAUUGGCACUGGUACCGACGCAUGUACAGUAAUACCAGUGCCGGUAUGUGUAAUAACCAUGCCAGUACCCUCUAUGUAUAAUGCCAGCUUCACUACUAGUGCACAUAGCACUGGCUCCCUAAUGUAUGGUGUAUGUAAUAUGCCAGUCCAGUACAGGUCCAAUAUUUGUAUUAUUUUUUGUUUUUUUUCCUCAUUUUGCAAUUGCCACAAACAUUGUGCCUUAAGGAAUGCACCGGUGUUUCUGUGUUGCUUUGAUUUGCUGUUUUAUGUGCGUACAAGCGCACAGAAAUAGGACAGAAGGACUUUUCCUUCCAUCAGAUGUUGCCUGUUUUGAGUCCUGUGAAUAUUACCAUUUGUGUGUCACCUGAGGCCACCUAUGGUGGGUUUCUUUUUCCCCUCCAGUAGCUUUUCCGUUAACAUGGUGGGUACUCUGCAUUCAAAUUAUUAACCUCAUUAUUGUUAAAGUUAUGUUUAGCUGGAUUAAUUUAUUGUCUUGAUUUAUCUUUCAGUUUAUGGUAAUCUAAUAGUUUUCGUGUCCCCCUCCUAUGGUUGAUCUGUGCAGGGUUUGGGGUAGUCUCUGACUAUGGAUCUGGAGUGUGCUGUAGUUUCCCCUGCUAUGCAAUUCUUGAUUAUGAAAACAAAACUUUGUAAUCUCAUUUCUUGAAAUGGUACAGCAGCCUCUUCUGUGGGAUUGAAAAACAUAGAAGAUUUAAAAAAAAGGACUCAGAUACGGAGAAUGCAAUAACUGAAGCAUUAAGUUCCCAUGUUUAUUGCUGUAUCAUGCAGGCCAGCUGGACUUGGUUCUCUGUUAAUUAUCAAGAAAAUUGAAAUAAAAAUAAUCACUUUAAUUUUUCUUA
Molecule: messenger RNA, 5503 nt
Organism: Stegostoma tigrinum
Lineage: Eukaryota; Metazoa; Chordata; Chondrichthyes; Orectolobiformes; Stegostomatidae
Gene: wipf2b
Product: WAS/WASL interacting protein family, member 2b
Exons: 9
Coding region: 550-1884 (444 amino acids)
Molecular function (GO): actin binding
Source: RefSeq, a predicted model, not a curated record